GUGGAACUGUUUUUCAUGGAAACGUAUCAUCUGACAAACCUAACCUAUGUUUGUUGUGUCAAAACAAAGCAUCUAUAAAAUAUAAUUGAUUCGAUUUUAUUAUUUAUAGUAUUGCUGAAUUUCAUCUCUUUCAUUGAAAUUCAUAUUUGUAUUAACUUGUUCAAAAUGGCCUCGGCUGGAAUAUCACCAUCUGAAGAUGAUGAAUUGACCUUGCCACGAGCAUCCAUCAAUAAGAUGAUCAAGGAGAUUCUGCCACAUAUCAGAGUGGCCAAUGAAUCUCGUGAACUCAUUCUGAACUGUUGCACUGAGUUCAUCCACCUUGUGUCAUCAGAGGCAAAUGAAAUCUGUAAUCAACAACAGAAAAAAACUAUCAAUGCUGAGCAUGUUCUUCAAGCUCUUGAAAAAUUAGGUUUCAGUGACUACAGUACUGAAGCAGAAGCAGUUCUUCAAGAUUGCAAAGCAGUAGCAGCUAAACGUAGACGGCAAAGCACAAGAUUAGAAAAUUUAGGUAUACCUGAAGAAGAGCUACUAAGACAACAGCAAGAAUUAUUUGCAAAAGCAAGAGAAGAGCAAGCUGUUGCUGAACAAUUACAGUGGCAACAAUUACAAGCUGUAUCACAAAUGUCAGCAAUGAUGAAUAAUGAAGAUGACCAAGAAGAUUAUUCAUAGAAUAUUUCAGCAAAUAUUUUUUGAUUAGUCUUAUUUAUCAUUCAUGACUGGUAAAGUCAUUAAUGAUACCGUUUUGUAAUUUAAUUUAGUUUCUUCUAUGAAUUCGAAAAGUUUCUAAUCUCAUAAUUUUUUAAGACAAAGGGGAUUCAGAUUGUUAAUGUUACAAUACUUAUAAUUGAACAUUUAAAUAAGAAUUUUUACUAUUUACUGAAGUUAUACAUUACUUAUAUAAAAUUAAGAGUUAAUAAAUAUUUUUUAGGCAUGAGUUGUUGCAUAUAAAUUAAUUUAACUAUAACAAUUGAAUAUACUGGAUCCAACAACAUUGUAAAAUAGACAUUGUUUGUACAAAAUGAAAUUCGUGAUUCAUAUGAUAUGAAAUAUGAUACAAAAAACUUCUAAUGUAAUAUGAAAAAUAAUCAAUAAAUUCAA
Molecule: messenger RNA, 1098 nt
Organism: Phymastichus coffea
Lineage: Eukaryota; Metazoa; Arthropoda; Insecta; Hymenoptera; Eulophidae
Gene: NC2beta
Product: protein Dr1
Exons: 2
Coding region: 166-669 (167 amino acids)
Biological process (GO): positive regulation of transcription by RNA polymerase II; RNA polymerase II preinitiation complex assembly; negative regulation of transcription by RNA polymerase II
Cellular component (GO): negative cofactor 2 complex
Molecular function (GO): core promoter sequence-specific DNA binding; general transcription initiation factor activity; TBP-class protein binding
Source: RefSeq, a predicted model, not a curated record